AUGCGUUUCGCAUUUGAAGUUACCGGCAUAGAUUUAUGUGGCCCUCUGAUUCUCAAAAAUAAAAACAAAACCUGGGUAGUACUGUUUACGUGUGCUGUAUAUAGAUGUGUACAUUUGGAACUAGUGACAUCCGUAAGUACCGAAUGCUUCAUUCAAGCGUUUCGUCGGUUCAUAGCCAGAAGAGGUCGGCCAUCUACAGUUUAUUCAGACAACGGCACAAAUUUCGUCGGUACAUCUGCAUUGCUGAAAAAGGUUGACUGGGUAAAGGUAAUUGCUCAGGAAACUUUGCAUCCCAUCACUUGGAAGUUCAUUCCGCCCACUGCUGCUUGGUGGGGCGGAUGGUGGGAGCGUCUAAUCCGCACAGCCAAGAAUUUGAUUGUGAGAGUCUUAGGACAAGCUGCAGUCAAUUACGAAGAGUUACUCACCGUCAUCUGUGAUGUGGAAGCCGACAUUAAGGUUUCAGGUACAGCAGAUUUGGAUGCUUUAGAUCGAAAUAAACUCUUGGCUCGUCAGCGUUUCUGCCAGGAACUUCGAGAACAAUUUCGUAGCCGUUUCCGCAAGGAGUACCUUGGACAGUUAGUACAAAAGCAUGGACAGACGGACUGUGAAUUAAAAGUUGGAGACAUCGUGCUAAUAGGUUGUGAGAAACCUUAA
Messenger RNA from Stegodyphus dumicola, 654 nucleotides. RefSeq lists its product as uncharacterized. The record is from RefSeq and is a predicted model, not a curated record. NCBI's taxonomy places the organism in Eukaryota, Metazoa, Arthropoda, Arachnida, Araneae, Eresidae.